UGCUUGCAGCUAUAAAAGUCGUCUCUUCCAAUCCAAUCUAAUAAGAUAAUAGCCAAUUAGCCAUCAUUAAUAAACUAAUUUUUAUAAUCGAUUCUCUGCACUCUGCACUUUUUUUCCCUUCUUAUAAUUAUAUAUAAUUCUUGAAAUUUUCUACCCAACUACAAAGUUUGGGACUUUGGUAGAUAGAUUUUCUGCUACAAAAGUCCUACUUUUACUUCUGAGUUCUGGGCCGGUUUUAUUGGAGAAAGAGAGAGAAGGAGAGAUGGGUUCAUUUGGGAUGCUAGCAAGAAGAGCUGUGCUAACAGAGACGCCUGUUAUGGUGCAGAUACAGGAGCUGAUCCGAGGAGUUAAAGAUUGUAUUUCUCUGGCUCAGGGAGUUGUGUACUGGCAACCACCCAAGCAAGCACUGGAUAAGGUGAAAGGUCUUGUCGAGGAACCUUCAAUCAGUCGUUAUGGUGCUGAUGAAGGGCUUCCUGAGCUCAGGGAGGCAUUAAUGAAAAAGUUGCAGGGAGAAAAUAACUUACAUAAAUCGUCUGUGAUGGUUACUGCUGGUGCAAACCAGGCCUUUGUGAAUCUCGUCCUCACACUGUGUGAUGCUGGGGACUCUGUUGUCAUGUUUGCACCGUACUACUUCAAUGCAUACAUGUCGUUCCAGAUGACAGGUGUUACCGACAUUCUGGUGGGCCCUGGCCAUCCAAACACACUUCAUCCUGAUGCAGAUUGGUUGGAGAAGACUCUCAAGAAUACCGUACCAACACCUAAGCUUGUUACUGUGGUAAAUCCCGGCAAUCCAUCUGGGACCUACAUCCCAGAGCCUCUUCUCAAGAGGAUAUCAGAUCUAUGCAAACAAGCGGGGUGUUGGCUCUUGGUUGACAAUACUUAUGAGUAUUUUAUGUACGAUGGUAGGAAACAUGUUUGCCUUGAGGACAAUCACAUCGUCAAUAUAUUUUCCUUCUCUAAAGCUUAUGGGAUGAUGGGAUGGCGCGUUGGAUAUAUAGCGUACCCUUCAAAAGUCGAUGGGCUUACAGCUCAACUCCUCAAAGUCCAAGACAACAUACCCAUCUGUGCUUCCAUAAUUUCACAGCGAUUGGCCCUUCACUCUUUGGAAGUGGGGCCAGAGUGGGUAACCGAUCAGGUGAAAAACCUCGUGAAGAAUAGAGAGCUUCUGAUAGAAGCACUGUCGCCUUUGGGCGAGGAAGCUGUGAAAGGGGGAGAAGGGGCGAUAUACCUGUGGGCAAAGCUUCCAGACAAAUACCUGGACGACUUUGAAGUCGUGCGCUGGCUAGCCAGAAAGCACGGUGUAGUCCUAAUCCCGGGAAGCUCUAGUGGGUGUCCAGGCUACGUUAGGAUCUCGUUCGGAGGGUUGAAGGAGGACGACUGUCGAGCUGCGUCGGAGAGGCUGAGAAAAGGGUUGGAAGAACUUGUAAGUAGUGGAAUGGGUUGUUGAUUUUGUAGAGGCAAUGGGCAGGGCAAUAUAACCAAACAUUCUUACUAUGAAUGAAUAAAUUGGUCAUUCUCUGAUCUCACAACUUGAAAUAGGAACAAAUUUGUAUACUGUGACAUGUUUGUUGUUGAAGAUUACAAGUCGCAAUUAAUUGUGAACUUGAAGAAGGGCUUGCUUCUUUCAUAUUGUGUUGUUAAUAUCAUCUCUUUCUUUUGCCUUCA
Molecule: messenger RNA, 1665 nt
Organism: Ipomoea triloba (trilobed morning glory)
Lineage: Eukaryota; Viridiplantae; Streptophyta; Magnoliopsida; Solanales; Convolvulaceae
Product: aromatic aminotransferase ISS1
Exons: 9
Coding region: 263-1447 (394 amino acids)
Biological process (GO): biosynthetic process
Molecular function (GO): pyridoxal phosphate binding; catalytic activity
Source: RefSeq, a predicted model, not a curated record